Molecule: messenger RNA, 3792 nt
Organism: Oldenlandia corymbosa var. corymbosa
Lineage: Eukaryota; Viridiplantae; Streptophyta; Magnoliopsida; Gentianales; Rubiaceae
Source: the annotation of a GenBank genome assembly
GUUACAAUUGUCACCUAGCUCAGGUACUUUUGGCUCAUUUCCUUGACAUUUUCUUUGAAUCCCUAUGGUCUCGAAUUGCAGUGAAAUAGCUCUCGACUUGCUGUAUUGUGAAUGAAAAAUUUAUCAAAUAUGUCCUCGUGCAUUUUUUUUAUUAGGCUAUUGUAAUUCAGAGGAUCAUGUAAGUAUUUGACAGAUGAAGCCAUAAGGAAAAUUGAAAAGGUUGGAAACUCGUAUUGGUGCUAAGAUUUGAAAUCAAUGCAAGCAUUUAAAACUUUCAAACACUAACAUGGGUACAAAUAGUUGAAUUAAAGGUUCCAACUUGUCUGAUUGUCUGUCUUAGAUAAAAUUAUGGUUUAUGAUUUCUAUCUCAGGAUCACGAAACACAGAACUUUUCAUAAAGGGGUUAUUGUUUAAUUGUUACUUUAGUUGAGGACUGAACAAAUCUCAACAACUUUCUCUAUCUUGAACGAGCGAUAAUGAUUUUAAGUUACUCUGUUAGAUGUGUACUAUGAAUCUCUGUGAUGACUUUGAAGCUGAUUGCAGGCUUGGUAAUCGUGUGGUUUUUUUCCGCUGAAGUUUAUAAUUGUCACUACCUGCUCGUUUAUCUGUGUGCAAUGUGAAAGCAACAAUGGGUUUAUUGGUGCUGUCAACUUGGUUUUUGAAGACAUUUGAAUCUGAUUGGGAAUCUCUUGCAAUUUAGAAUACCUUUCUUUGUUGUUGGUUUUUUUCCCCUUUAUUUUUUUCUCUCUUUUUUCCAUUGAGUUGUUGCGGGUUUUCUAUGUUUGUUUUCUUCUUUUGAAUUCGUGGCCUUUAAAUUGCUGAUUUAAUAACUUUUUCCUCAUGUUUUGGUUUUGUUCUGGAGAAGUUAGUUUUAGACGGUUUUGGAAGCUAAGCUUUUAUUUGGAAAUUCUGUGUUUUGAAAAUGAAGCAAAUGUGUUCUUUCUAUAAAUUUCCAUCUGCUUGGUGUAUUUUGAGCGUGCUUUUGGUGGGUCUUCGCCUUGGUAUAUUAUAUAUCUCAUUCAACAUAGAAAUGCAAAGCAACGUUUUUUUAACAAUCUUUGUUAUCCCUGCGGCAGCACAUUGAUGCUAGUGAUGCUAUAAGCCAUAUUUGUUUUGGCAUCGCAUAAAAUGUCAAAGUUGGGUGAUCCAAGCAUUAUGUGGAAAAAAUAAUUUGAGUCUCUUAAUUUGGUCUAUAUGUUUCUUUGUUGUCAUUUUCUAUCUUUCUUUGUCGUCUUUUGACAUUGUACACUGCACUCUUUUUAUAGCAUUGCUUUCAAUAAAAAUUGUUUUGUUUCCAGCGCUUAGUUUUUCAGCAUUCUAUUUGAUGAAUUAUUAACUUUAUCCUUGCACCUACUUUUCCUAUCCACAUAUUCGGCCUUCCCAGCAUAUUUGUCAAAUUCGUCAUCAGAGCUCAUGCAAAUGUUACUUUGGUGAGACGGAUGGGUUCAAACAGAAGAUCUCCAACAAUUGGCUAUUGGGAAUUGGGAGAAGCAGUAUUCAGGAGUUACAAGAUAUCAUUUGCAUUCAAAAAAUUAGUUGCCUGACAAAGAGGUCGAUGUUUAAUACUCUGAUGGGUGAACUUAACUUUCGAUCUCUUCUAGUACUGUCAGCAUUUUUCCGCAUCUUUUUGAUUCUUUAUGGGGAAUGGCAAGACACGCAUAUGGAGGUUAGAUAUACUGAUGUUGACUACCUUGUGUUUUCUGAUGCGUCGUCUUUGAUGGCAUCUGGAAAGUCCCCUUAUGAUCGUUUAACCUAUCGCUAUUCACCUCUUAUAGCAUUCGUGCUAAUGCCAAAUUCGAUUAUUCAUCCUUCGUGGGGAAAGUAUCUCUUCUCUGUGUCAGAUUUACUUGUGGGUUUCUUCAUUCAUGUCAUCCUGAAGCUACGAGGGGUUCCUGAGAAACUAUGCACCUAUUCUACAAUUGUGUGGCUUUUCAAUCCAUUCACAUUUACAAUUGGGACACGUGGGAACUGUGAACCUAUUAUCUGUGCCAUGAUUCUGUGGGUCAUUAUCUGUCUCAUGAAUGGCAGGAUAUGUCAAGCUGCUUUUUGGUAUGGGCUUGUUGUCCACCUGAGAAUAUAUCCUAUAAUAUAUGCACUUCCCGUGAUAUUAGUGAUCGAUCCUUGCUAUUUCAGUUCAGGGAAGAAGCCCAAUCUUGCAGUUUGGGUUCCCAGGGAUUUUAUGGGGAUAACCAAGAGUUCAUUCAGCACUAGAAGCGAUGAUCAAAAGUCUAUUCAGUGUAUUUUGCGUGGUUUGUUCACUUGGAGGAGAUUAAUGUUUGGGAUGGUUUCUGCACUUGUGUUCUUCUUGUGUACAGGAUUGUCUUAUUAUUUGUAUGGCUGGCAAUUCUUGCAUGAGGCACUCUUAUAUCAUCUCACUCGGACAGACCCAAGGCAUAAUUUUUCGAUAUACUUUUAUCACCUUUAUCUCCACUACGAAUAUGACUUUUCAGUCCUGGAAAAGCUCAUUUCUUUUCUGCCACAAGUAUUAGUGCAGCUGGUUCUUGUUCUCCGUUUUUCACAUGAUUUGCCCUUCUGCUUCUUCCUGCAAACACUGGCAUUUGUGGCAUUUAACAAGGUCAUGACGGCCCAAUACUUUGUCUGGUUCUUCAGUCUGUUGCCUCUAAUAUUGCCGUGGACUAAAAUGAAGUUGAAAUGGCAAGGCCUAGCUCUGAGCUUAAUAUGGAUUGGUGCUCAAACACAUUGGCUUAUGUGGGGUUACCUGCUUGAGUUUAAAGGAAAGAAUGUCUUCAUUCAGCUGUGGUUGGCUAGUAUAAUGUUCUUGGCUGCCAAUACAUGGGUCUUAAUCAGCAUUGUUCGCUACCAUAGGUACACUCCUGUAUUUAAAAGAUUCGAGCAUUCUACUUCUGAAAAGACUCUGAAACAUGAAUGACGACAAGGUUGAAAACCAAUGGACUUUGUUUUGGAUUGAAACAUUUUAAGUGUGUCCCACUUGCACUAAUUUCUGGGCAUUGACUUAAUGCUUCUGAUUGACAUGGUACUGCAUCACUUUGUAGCCAGUGUAGGCGAGAGCAACAUAGUUAGGAUUGAGUUUACUAGGUUCAGAUCAUCAUGGUGAUAAAUGCUUCUUGUAAACUCUUAUUUCGUUGUCUAGAUGUGUUAUCCAUCCUGCAGCUGAUGAAUUUUUUCCUGCCCCUUUUUGCUUUGUUCCAGAACAUUGAAUUCUUGGUUCACUUGGGAGUUCUAAAACUCGGGUGCAUUCCUAUUGUCGUCACUAAGUUUUAUGGUACCGGGGUACAAGCAAAAUUAAGAUUUGUAUAAUAAUUUGCCUAACUGAGCAUUAUUCCUAAUGUGUUGGGCCCAGAAUGACGUCCAGCUGAUGCAUCAAAUUCGCUGCUGUGAUUCCUUUUUAGAACAUCCUUUUUUUGGUCUCUGAGAACAUAGCUUUUGUGGAUAAAUGGAAAUUUCUUUCCUUGCAUUUCAAUGCAAACUAUAUUUUCGUCGUGGUGGAGCCGUGGAGCUCCAGUAUCCUAGAGCUGAAUUCCACUGUUUCAUGCGUUGAAGAUCUUGAAGCGGAAGAUGUCUGUCUACUCUUGUUCGCUUACGGAGCCUCCAUACUCACUUAUCAGCCACAAUGACCGUCUCUUUUGUGCUGUUUCGGUUCCUCUUUCCACUUCCACUACCCUGUUCUUCUGCUUGUUCUUAGAUUUAUCAGUCUUUCCAACGAUUUGAAAGUUUUCUUAAUUAAACCGUAAUGAAAAUCCUUCUAAAACCUUGACCUUGUUUGAGGGACCUGCGGACUAUGAUACAGAAUAAAAGUCAAUUAUUGUGGAC